CGACUCUGUCAUCACCUGCCUUCCACCAAACCCAGCGCAGCCAAUAUUUCAGCAGUUCUUCGUCUGUGCAGGGUCCGGUGCCACAGCGCAGAGCGGAGGAUGUGGUUUAUCGAGCGGAUUCGGGAGGGGGUGGAGAGCCUGCCGCUGGAGAUCAGCCGGACCCUCGGGAUGAGAGAGGAGCUGUCCGCCAAGGCCAGCCUCUCCGCCAAGCUGCACUGCAACGUCCUGACGCCCGAAAAAAUCCCAGAAUUCUUCAUCCCCCCCAGGCUGACCCGUGGGGCACCCCCGACGCUCCAGGACCCGUGCCUGCCCCACGCCGGGGGCGACGCAGCCCUCAGGGAUCCGCCCCGCCCCCACAUUGAGAUUGAGAAUGUGGGCGGGGCCAGGCAGGGAGGUGGGCGGGGCGAGGGGGCGGGGUCGGGGAAGGGGGUCCUUUGCGGGGCGCACUACGGCCUGGCCGGGCUGUAUGAGAGCCCCAACACGCGGCGCAAAGAGUCGCUGUUCCUGGCGCAGUUCAAGGGCCGGUCGCUGGAGAGGGCGGGGUUUCGGAACGCCGGCCGGGCCCCGGGGGUCCCGCCCCCCGCCAAGGCGCUGACGGAGCAGGGCAGCACCGAGAGCGACACGCCCUCCUCCAGCGACUCCUCCCCCCACGGCUCCCCCGUGCUCACCCGCUCCAUCUCCAGCUCCGCCCUCCUGCGCCUGUUCGGGGCGGAGCGUCCCGCCUCGCACCUCACCCGCUCCGCCUCCAAGCUGUCGCUGGGCGGGGGGGACUACGGGUGGCCCCAGGAGGAGUGCGUUUCCGUGGAGAGCGCGGAGAGCGCAGGAGAAACGGCCCAAUCCCUAGGCUCGCCGGCCUUGCCCAUCUCCCUGGCCCCGCCCACCUCCACGACCACCCCGCCCACAUCGCUGGCCUCGCCCACGUCCCUGGCCCCGCCCAUUAUCUUUCCGCUGGACCUGCUGCACUGCCAGGAGCGGCUGCAGCGGGAGCACGUGUUGCCCCUGGAGGGGCGGGGCCGCGUGCGCCUGACGGCUGAGCGGGACCACGCGGGCGCCUCCCUGCGCGUGCGCGUGGUGUCCGUGGAGGACCUGCACGACGGCGCGCCCGGUGGCCGGCUGGUGCACUGCUGCGUCAGCCUCUGCCUGACCCCGGGGAAGUGGCAGCGGCAGAACAGCGCCACCAUCAGGAACUGCAGGAACCCCGUCUUCAACGAGGACUUCUUCUUCACCGAGCUGGGCGAGGACGGCUUCCACAGCAUGGCGCUCCGACUCAAGGUUCUGGACAAGGCCUCCACCCUCAAACGGGCCGUGGUUCUGGGGGUCACCUCCAAACCCCUCUCCCAGCUGCUGCCUCUGUAGGCUGUGGUGGGGCAGAGCCACAACAUAACAGGUUAAAAAUCUCACUCAUAGCUGAUUCAUCAGAGAACUUGAUAUUAUAAAACUGUAGUUAAUUUUUUUGUUUUGGUUAUUAGCGUAUGACGGAAAUUCCAAGUGUAACCCUGCUGUCAUUUUCAAGUUACCUGUGCCAGUAUAAACAGUGUUUUCAGGUGUAUCAUCUGGAUAUAGGCUGUGUUCUCAUUGUACCCUUAGGAAAAAUACUACACUCUUAAUUUAGCUGUGUAAUAGUCAAAUGUGCACCAGCUAAAAAGUAUUGGGUUAGGAAUAUGUUAAAGAACUCUUAUCUGUUCCCUGUAGAGUGUCAAUGUCACAUGUUUGUAUGCAUAAAUGUUUGUAACAGAUUUAUAUUUCAUCUCUGAAAAACAAACCAGUCCUAAAAUACCUAAAAGGUCAGGUGAGAUAUUUGUGAAGAAUUUAGAACUGAGAGUAGGAGUCACUGAAUUCAAUUUACAACCAAGUUUCAGUUUGAAGUCAAAAAGGCAGACAGGGAAAAAUGAGGGGAAACGUUGAAUUAAUUAAGAAAUGACAAGUGCUUAAGACCGAGAACAAAAUGUGUGUACAUUAUUUAUUUGUAUAAUUCAGUUAAAAGCAAGUAAACUGGUUUCAAGAGAUGCUUUUCUGUGCUGUUAUUUUAUGAUACAUUCAAUCUGGUAAUAUUGUGUAUUCAAUCCAGAUUGUCAAAAUGGUU
This is a messenger RNA of Anguilla anguilla (European eel), 2083 nucleotides long. RefSeq names its product C2 calcium-dependent domain-containing protein 4C. Lineage: Eukaryota; Metazoa; Chordata; Actinopteri; Anguilliformes; Anguillidae. The coding region runs from base 100 to 1356 and encodes 418 amino acids. The transcript has 2 exons. The record is from RefSeq and is a predicted model, not a curated record.